GUUGGGCUGUGGAAGGGAAGAGCCUGAGACUGUGGUCAUGUCAGAUUUCCUGUGGUGGGUGGCAGCCCGUGACUUCUCAGAAAUCAUGGGAUGGAGGGAGGGAGGGCCAAGGAUGAGCAAUGCAUCAUGUCAUGAGAUUGUCCAUCUUAUGGGACGGACAAAACAGAAGGGUCAGUUACCCUUCUGGAGGGAGACCCGGCUGGUGCCUGAGCUCAGAACCCAGCUCCCAGCCCCAGAGGCACCAGUUCAGCAUGGUGCUAACUCUCCUGCUGCCUGUGCUGGCCUCUCUCCUUCCCCGGCCAGUGUUCCCUGCAGCUAAACACCCAGCUCCAGCCUUCUCCGUGGAUCCCCAGAAAGUUGAAUACCUGCUCGGAGACACCGUGGCCCUCACAUGCUCUGCUCCCCCUGGGAGGGAUCAAGUGUCGAUAUUCCACUACUACAGCAACACGGGAUGGGCUGUUUCAGCCAGGGUGUCCUCCGGGCAGGAACACACCUACAGCCUCAACAUCACACAGUCACGGAGUGCGGGUGUGUACAGCUGUAACUAUUACACAGGCCAGCCUGGUCGUUUCGUCCCGUCCUAUGAGAGCAACCGUAUCAGCAUCAACGUCAAAGACCCUCCUCCAGAGCCGACACUGAGUGUGGAUCCCCCAUCUGGCGUGGUGAGCGAAGGGCACCCCCUACUCAUCACCUGCACAGCCCCUGGGGACGCCAGACAGCUGAGGUUUCACUUCUACCAGGAUGGAGCCAAGAUCGUCCCUGGGGAUGUUGGGUCUGAGAUCAGCACCGCGGAGCCAAGGACCAGUUCUGUGACAGUCUCUGUGCUCAGCAUCCCGCAGGUGGACACCAACAGCACCGGGGAAUACACCUGCCGGUACGAGGAGAAAGAGAGCGGGAGAUGGAUCCUGUCCACCAGGAGCCAGGCUGUGACUGUUACCUUGAAAGAUCCUCCUCCACGGCCAGUGUUGACUGUGGAUCCCCCUUCAGGAGGAGUGAACGAAGGGUUCCCCCUGCUCAUCACGUGCACAGCCCCUGGGGAUGCCGGCGAACGGAGGUUUCACUUCUACAAAGACGGGGCAAAGAUAAUCCCCAAGGAGCCCAACAUCAGCUCUAGGAAUGUCUCUGUGUUCAGCAUCCCACGGGCUGAUCCCGGCAGUGCCGGGGAAUUCACCUGCGGGUACGAGGAGAACGUGAAUGGGAGGUGGGUCCCAUCCCCUAGGAGCUUGCCUGUGAACGUCACCGUGAAGGACCAAGCCCGGGGAAAAAGUGAGCAUCACAGCGGCAGUGCUGAGCACCGGUGCUUGAUCUCAGACCCCAUGUCCCCGGGAGAUUCGGCCCAUCCUGAUAGAAGUGAAACCCGCACUCUCUGCAAUCUCCGGGUCGUGCAAGAUUGA
Messenger RNA from Chelonoidis abingdonii (Abingdon island giant tortoise), 1394 nucleotides. Its product is annotated as Fc receptor-like protein 5. The record is from RefSeq and is a predicted model, not a curated record. Lineage: Eukaryota; Metazoa; Chordata; Testudines; Testudinidae. Gene Ontology annotation, biological process: immune response-regulating signaling pathway.